UAACUUCACCGUUAGAACCAGUGUGGCCAGGUUGUCAGCUGUUCGAAACGUCAAAACCCUCUUUCGAAGUUUUUUCCAACUGAAAAAACUAAAAACCAAAUACAAUAUACCUUCAAUUCUCAUCUUCUGAAUUCGAUCAUCAUCACUAUUAUUCCUCUCUAUGAUCGAUUCGAUUCAAUCCAACUCCAUGCCCAGAUUAUAAAACAUCCUUAUCAACACCGCAAAGUCGAAAUCGAUGGGGAAUAUAUUCGUGAAGAAACCUAAGGUAACAGACGUGGAUCGUGCAAUUCUAGCUCUCAAGACCCAGAGACGCAAACUUGCCCAAUAUCAACAAAAGCUUGAUGCUGUUAUUGAAGCAGAAAAGCAAGCUGCACGUGACUUGAUUCGUGAAAAGAAGAAAGACAGGGCCUUGCUCGCGUUAAAGAAAAAAAAGACACAAGAAGAAUUGUUGAAGCAAGUUGAUACCUGGCUUAUAAAUGUUGAGCAACAAUUAGCAGAUAUUGAACUAGCAAGCAAGCAGAAGUCUGUUUUUGAAAGUUUGAAGGCUGGAAAUGAAGCGAUGAAAGCCAUACAAAGUGAGAUAAACAUUGAGGAUGUUCAAAAACUUAUGGAUGACACUGCUGAAGCUAAAGCUUAUCAAGAUGAAAUCAAUGCGGUACUUGGGGAGCAAUUAUCAGCAGAAGAUGAAGAGGAGAUUUUGGCAGAGUUUGAGAACUUGGAAACCCAGCUUGCUGUCGAUGAUCUUCCUGAAGUUCCUACCACAGUUUCUGAAGAUAUUGAUGAAAAAUUGGACCUUCCUGAUGUCCCAACCAAGGCACCAGUUGCCACUGAGGCUAAAGAACCUAUAAAAAGAAAAGUUAUGGAGGAACCAUUGGCAGCUUGAAGAACAUUGCGACGGAAACACGUCAACUGCUUUGCAAACCAAAGUGUAGAAUCUGGUCUUCUUGUCUGCCUGCACCACUGUCAACUCUCUUGCUUCCUACAGUUACUGGAGUUUUGAAUGGUUUUAGUAUUUGCAAUGACAUUUAAUUUGUACAGAUGUGCAUAUAUGAUACUCUUUCCAUCUCUAUUUGAUAAGGCUUGUUCACAAAAAUCGAAAAAACAAUCAAAUGACCAAACAAGUGAAAUAUUUUUACUGAGCUGUCUUUGAAGUAUUAUUCACUAUUAUAAAUAUAUAAUGAGAUGCAAUGACUUGAGAA
Lathyrus oleraceus (garden pea) is the source of this 1199-nucleotide messenger RNA. Its product is annotated as vacuolar protein sorting-associated protein 20 homolog 2. The record is from RefSeq and is a predicted model, not a curated record. Gene Ontology annotation, biological process: vesicle budding from membrane; late endosome to vacuole transport via multivesicular body sorting pathway. The coding region runs from base 236 to 883 and encodes 215 amino acids. The transcript has 6 exons. Lineage: Eukaryota; Viridiplantae; Streptophyta; Magnoliopsida; Fabales; Fabaceae. Gene Ontology annotation, cellular component: ESCRT III complex; multivesicular body.